CACCGUUCACUCCAAUCUGGUUCACUCUGUGUUUAUAAAACCUACUCUCUCAUGGAAACCUGUUUUAUUUCUGUGCAAUUGGUACGAUAGAUAAAAGCAAAAGAAAUACUAGUAAUACGUUUGAACGAAAAAAAACGACACAUUAAAAUGAGAAGGAUAGACUGAUUGAUGCCUUUACUUAUUCUGUCGCAGAAAAAACACACGCUAAAGUAGGCUAAUCAUCGCAAGCAAUUAAUAAUAUUAUGGAGGAAACGGAUUGAAUAAUUAUUUAUUUCUCACGACCGUUUUGAUUGUUUAUCUGAUAUAAAAUAAUCCGAAAAUGUGGUGUUAGUGUUAGGAGAAGCGUAUUUGAAGAUUGUUUUCUUCUUUGUUUCAUACUACUGUUGUGAAGUGACCAAGAGGUGGAAAGAAAUAUGGGGCUUUUGUGAAAAGGAAAGAAGACAUUCGUUUUAUCAUGGGCCCAAGGAGUGGUUUUGAUCUACACUCAAGUGACCGUUUCAUGAUGGUGUUCCUUUGAUUUACUAAUGAACUGUGUUGUUGGUACUGUAAAAUAAUGGAAGGACAGACAUGAGCGACUGGUGAAUGAAGAUAUCAACUGCUCAAAUCUGUGUAAAAGCAAAAUAGAGGCCUACAUGAAAACUGUCCAUAUUGAAAGCCUAGAAUUUCAAGUGUCUCAAAAGACUGGAGAAUAAUGGCCUUCUGAAUAAAACAAUAAUGAAAACAUAUAUGAUUUGCUCAAAUCUGUGAAAAACAAAUUAAUUUACACGAAAACUGCGUCAAAGCGUUUGUUUUUACUGAACAUAUUUAUUAACAGUCUGGAAUUCCACGUGUAAUUAAAGACUACAGGAAAAUGUCUUUCUAAUUCUAAACUCAAAAUGGGCCUUGUCGGAGCUGUGACGAGUCAGUGAUUGAAAAGACAGGAAGUUGUGUCACGUUAGAUUAAUGGCCAGUUUGUGGCUUAGACUGUGAGACCUGCCUUAAGUUGAGAGCGCCGUAAAAAAACAAAAAAAACAACCUCUACUAAAACCAAAGACUGUGUGGCCAUAAGCCGCGCCAAAAAUCAAUGGAGAUGAAAUCCGCGUCCCCAGGCUGAGUGAGAUUGAUGAUUGGGUAAACAUUUUCCUGGGCCUGUCACCUCUACUGGACGUCACCUACGGGCCUUGACCAGUGCUACGGUCAAGUCCGGACACAGAAGUUGAGACAAGCUGCACCUGCCACUGUGACGUCAGAUCAGCUGACACAGACCAACGCCUGGAUCUCCUCCAGUGACCACAGACACGUUCCCGCGUCCUCACACCCUCGUGGUUGAACAACAGAACUUCAGCCGCGCCGUUGUAGGGCCAAGCAGCUACAAUACCUCUUGAGACAACUGUAAAAUUAUUGCUUGGGACACCUGCAAAAUGACUCAUUCGUGAUACAUCUGUGGAGUAAUUUUUAAAGACAACAGUAUAAUGAUUGAUUGAGACCCUGCAAAAUGAAUGAUUGAGACAAACGUAGAGUGACUCAUUUUUCAGACAACUGUAAAGUGCUUCUUUCUUUAUUAAGAUAGUUGUAAAAUGGCUUCUUGAGAUAACGAUAUGAUGCAUACUUGAGCCAAUUGUGAAAUGGCUCAUUUUUGAGACAUUUGUAAAAUGACUCAUUCUUCAGAUAGCUGUAAAAUGAUUAAUUCUUGAGAUAACUGUAAAAUGACUCAUUCUUGGGUAUAAUGAAUGACUGAGACAACUGCAAAAUGAAUGUUUGAGACAAUUGUAAAAUGGCUCAUUCUUGAAAUAACUGUAAAAUGGCUAUUUGCUUGAGAUAACUGUAAAAUGGCUCAUUCUUGAGAUAACUGUAAAAUGGCUAUUUGCUUGAGAUUACUGUAAAAUGGCUUUUUGCUUGAGAUAACUGUAAAACGACUCCUGGAGAAGAAACAGUACCACGUUUGUGUUUUUGAUUGCAGCGAGUGGUCAAGCUGUUCCCUCGAUCAAUGCCACCGGCUUAUAACUUAUACAGUUUUGUCAUCUGAGAUUGGUUUACUCUUGAAUUUCUUGAAUUUGAACGAUGUUGCUUACUUAGAGAGACUCAAUAACACACACACGCACACACGCACACACAGCUGUUACUUGAAGUUUUCACUCUGUAGACAGGCGCUGAAAUGGAAGACGAUAUUAUGGAUCUUUAAACCGUUUGUUCUUACUAGGUAGCUUUCAAAUUACGAUUACCUUUCAGUGUAUCAGUGGUCCUGGACAUUCUUCGAUCAUGGGCAUUUGAUGAUUCUGCUGAAUUUCUUUGUCUGACUACAUUUAGUCUUCAUAACGUAAUAUUGUUUAAAAGUUGUUGAAGACCUCCUUGUAACGUUGACUGAUUAUCUAUAAAUGAUUGUUCUUAGUUCUUGAUUUGUAUUUAUUUCUCUUCAUUGAGGAGGAAAGAAAAAACAACAACCCCAUUGAACACAUUGCUAGCAAUGGGAAUAAUCUUAAGGUAGUGCAUGUAGAUCUACUUCCUACUCAUGUUGUAUUUACAUGUAUAGUGAAAAUUUAUUGCCUUAAAACUCAAAAUAGUUCUUGUUACAACAUUGUUAAUUAAACCUCAAAAAGGUCGACCUUACAGUACAUCCUUGACAGGUGAAAAUGCCGUCUAGUUCGUGUCCUCAGCUGUUGAGGGCACCCCUGUCUAUACCUAGGGACAGGAUGGGAGCGCAUUUACAUGUGCUCCGUGGUGCAGAUGCUAACCCUGCCCAGCAUGAGGCAGGGGUUCGAGCCCGUGUCCCAUCAUGGCUUGCCAAAAGCCCCGCUACGGCGGGGCACACAAUAUGGAAUUCGUUUACACAAAAAGCGCAUCAGAAAACGAGAAGUGCACGAUGGAGGAGUGGGGGUUGGAGGCGGAGCCAUGCCAGAAUGUGCGAAAAGAGAAGAGUGGGCGACGACAUGGUCAUGAUCACACUGCCGAGGCCAGCCCGGACCUGGGUAGUAAUAUAACGGGGGGUGACGGCAGCUCACUCUGCACCGUUACUUCCUCACGGCAUGCCGGUGGAACGUCAAGUUCCCAGACUCAUGAAAGGUUUUCAUCAUCCCACGAGAGUGAUAACCUGACCCAAGAGUAUAAAGAUGAUCCGGGAUCUUCGACCUCAGCCCAUGCUACUGUUGGAUCAUCUGAGACUGCCACGGGCCUCGAUGAAUACCACGAGACUGCCUACGUGAAGGCUCUCAUGUUCUGUUUCCAGAGACUUGGUAUUCAAGCUUGUCCGAAACCUUAUGCUCGUCUGGCGGAGCAGCCCAGGUCUCAGAGCUCUCCUGAAGAGAACAAAGAUGGGCGAGCUUGCUCUGACUAUGACGACACCGAGUUCACAAAGACCCCUAAACCACGGCGCGAUUGUAAAGAAGAACUCUCUGGGAUUUCCCCGUCGGGAAUCGGUAAUGCUAGUUCAGAAACACAUUGUCCCGCUGCUUUGUUGUACUGCAAAAAUCUCUUCCUAAAAGACCGCAAAGGGCAAUUCUAUCUCGUUAUCGUCAGCGAAAAUUCAUCUGUGGACUUGAAGCAACUGAAGCAAGAGCUAACAGCUCACCGGAACCUCUCCUUCGCGGACAAAGAUUCCAUGUGGUCGAUUCUCCGAGUAGAGCCUGGGUAUGUCUCUCCCUUCUCAGUCAUGCUCGACUCAGCCAAAAAUAUCAAGCUAGCAAUUGACAGGACAUUGACUGCGUCUGACACAAGACUGGCGUUUCAUCCCAUGGAUUCAACUUUACAGGUGGAGAUAACAUUUAAGGAACUCGAAGUCUUUGUAAAAAGCUUUGGACACACGUUGCAACUACUGGGGAAAGAUGACACAUCGCAGCCUCCAAUGACUGGGUCAAAAGAACCUACUUCUUUGAAGCCAGAGAGCAAGAAAAGAAAUAUACUCAAUAAUAAUGAGAUCACCAAUGUUUCUACAAAUUCCAAACCGAACGAGACUGGUGUCCACAAAGGCGAACAGUCCAUAACCAAUGUCUCAGUCACGAGAGAGGUGAAGGCCACCAGAGAGCGCGUAGACAACGAAAGUUCCACUCAGCUUGUUGGUUCUGGAGAGAAAACUGCAGAAAAAGAAACCCACGAAUCAGGAACUGAAAGACCCAAACAAACACCAUUUGAGCCAGAACCUAGAACUGAGAAAUCCAAGCGAAGACAAUGUGGGUCACAGCCAAGAAUUGAAAGACCCCAACAAAGGCAAUCUGAACCAGACCCAGGAAUUGAAAGACCGAAACAAAGACAAUCUGAACCAGAGCCAGGAAUUGAAAGACCGAAACAAAGUCAAUGUGAGCCAGAGCCAAAACUGAAAGACCCAGACAAAAACGACGCGAGGAAGAACCAGUCAGAGAUGAAAUUUCUGCUCCGUCACAAUCUUGCAUCGUCACACCAGCACGGUCUCCACACAGUGCAGGAACAAUUCCGGUGUCCACGUCCUCUUUUGUGAGGUUCAGUGGGUACAGCCGAAAGGGAAAGCUCAAAUCUUACCUAAGAAAGAACAACGGUUCUGAACAAAGCGCCGAGCCAGAUCAGAGAGAUCACGAAGCCACUCCGAGUUCCUGUGAAAAGAUUAAGCCAUUGGCUGAAGAUGCAGCGAACGUGUCCCUGAGAAACGACCCCGGAGAACAAGAAUUACUUUUAACCAAGCAGUCAAGAUUGCUACCAGAAGUCCAAAAUUUUUAUGAAACUUUAACCAAUUUUGGGAUCUCAUAUCGCGACAUUGAUAUUUCCUCUUCAGAUAGCAAAGACAUUGGCCCAUCUGUCGGGUGCCUCACUUUUCUUCUGAAGGACAAACGCCAGAAUUAUUUUGUCAUCAUUUCUCACGAGUUCUAUGAGCUCGACUUUGGUAGGCUGAAGUUUGCCUUGAAACCGAGGAAAAAGCUGGAGAAAGUUGACCACGUGGAAGUGAUGACAGCGCUGGGGGUUGACCCACUCCGGCUGACGCCGUUCGCUUACAAGACGGCGCACAGGGACAAAGGUUUCCGUCUGUUCCUGACGCAGAAAAUCUCGUCUCCCAACCUGGUCCUGUGCAUCCAGCACCCGUUCGCUGUUGGACAUCGCAUUGUGAUGACGUCAUCAGAGCUACAGCGGUAUUUCCGACUCGCCGUCGGGGCCGAGAUAGAGAUGGUGGAGGAGAGGCAAUGGCCGACUCGUUUCAACACGAUGUUUUCACAAUUCGAGAAGCUGAUUCAAGAGGGUUACAACCCUUUCAGUAAAAACAGUACUGGGACCCCAAACACUGAAGACAAAACAUUCCAAAAAGACGACUCCUCUGAGCGUGGCAAAGGCCGAGAGAUCGAUGGUUACAAGAGCAAAACUACAGCAAACGCACCAACAACUUCUGUUAGUUCUACGCUUAGACGCUUGGUGUCCAGAUGGUUUUUGCCUUUGCGUUGGUCAUAUCGUAGCCACGAAAACAAAACCCCUGAGGGAUAUACAGAGGCGGAAGGCAGCCCUGUAGACCCAGAGAGAUACGGGUCGUCCUCUUUGAGCAAAUCCCUCAUAGAUACAAAGUCCUCGGUGUCUGAAGAGAACAUGUCUCAGACGAUUGUAAAACCAAAAA
This is a messenger RNA of Aplysia californica (California sea hare), 5542 nucleotides long. RefSeq lists its product as uncharacterized. The transcript has 2 exons. Lineage: Eukaryota; Metazoa; Mollusca; Gastropoda; Aplysiida; Aplysiidae. The coding region runs from base 2753 to 4426 and encodes 557 amino acids. Gene Ontology annotation, molecular function: aminoacyl-tRNA deacylase activity. The record is from RefSeq and is a predicted model, not a curated record.